AUGGUUCAACCCCAAUUCAUGUUGCAUUUUCUCGUAUCUCGACUAUCCAGUCGUUUGGAAAAGCGGCAUCUAAUGUUGGCCGAAUUCCGUUCGCAACAUAAGGCGGCGCAUCGAAGUGAACUCGAAAACGAGAGAACACUGUUGGAAGAAAGUUCAGCCAAAGAGAAUCUCCUCACCGAGCGGAUCGUUGUUCUGGAGACGAAUCUCAGAAAUGCAGAACAGGAACUCGAACGGUGUCGAAGUGAACUAGAGCGACUUAAGAUAGAAAAUAGCUCCGCUGCUGAUACUGGAGCAGCACUGGAGGAGGAGAGGAGAAGGUUGAAGGCUGAAUUGAAGGAAACGAAAGAGAGGGAACAGAGACUUAUGGGCGAAUACACGGAACUCGAGGAGGAGAAUAUCACUCUACAGAAGACGGUUGCAAAUCUUCGUGGUGCUCAAGUUGAAUUCGAGUCACUCAAAAUCGACUGCACUAGAUAUGCUGAUGAAAUAUACAUGUUGAAUGCAGCCAUGGAGGAGAGCCAGUUGUUGAAAACCAUUGCGGAGAGGCAGGUAGAAGAAGCUCUACUGGCCGCCCAACAAGAACGAGAGCAACGUUUGGCGAUGAAGAAGGAGCUAGAUAGUGUAAGAAACGCUGAACAUUUAAGCAGUUUAACUGAUAUGCUUAUAGGACUUGAAAGGUUAGGAGAGGAUCCGGUAGCCUACCAACCGUCAAAUGACCUUUUCAGUGAGUUGAAAGGUAGCACUGAUGAGAAGUUUCGUGAACUUGAAGCUACACGCGAUAGUUUGCAUGAGGAAGUUAAGGAUAGAGAAAAGACUGCAGUGGAAGUGAUUUCCAGUAUAAUGUCUAAACUGAACAUGAACUAUUCUGGAGAGAUGGAUUUUCGGCAUGUCCGUCAGCAAAAGGACUUGGUUCUGGACAGGUUAGAUCAUUUAAGGGAUCACGACCAACGUGCAGAUAUUCGCACUCUUCUGCUCUUUGCGGGGGAGAAGGCUGCGCAGCUGGCAGCAGCACAGGAUGCGAUGAUUCAAGUAUCAGACCAACUGUUCCAGUUCUACUCUCAAAUCGUUCAGAAUCACGGGUUGACUACCGAGAAAUCGGUUAUUGAGAUUGUGAAUAAACUUCGUCAACUAGCACGUGAAAACGCGGAAGAUUUGCCAAAAGUCUCACUUAUUGAUGAAGGUGUUGAAAGUGGAACCGAAACGGAUAACAGUGGCGCUAAAGCGAUCCCAUUGAACUCUGAUAGAGCGGUUCUUGCUCCAUCUUUCAUUCGAGAAAUUGAUAAACGCCUCUUAAGUUGCAAAAUUGUUGACGCUGUCAGUGAAAGUGAUCUUCGACAACGUAUUCUCACUGAUGGAAGCGCUUUAUCUCAGACAAGUGAGAGCAUGAAAAAGCUAUUAACAGCUGUUAAGAGGACUGCAGAACAAGCCUUAAAUCAGGCUGUAUCGGCAGGAGGUGCUGAAACAGACGAUAUUCUCAUGCAGAACAUGAAACUUCGUUCUCUAUUGAGCACUAAACGAGACCAGAUCUCAACCUUGCGAACUGUCCUGAAGUCCAACAAGUUAACAGCAGAGUCAGCUUUAGCUUCACUUAGAGACAAGUAUGAAGCCGAUAAGAAGGCUCAUCAAGAAAAUAGUGAACGCAUGCGACGCGAACUUAAACAACUCAAAGAGGAUGCUGCUACAUUUGCAAGCCAUCGUGCCAUGUUCACUGCGCGAUGUGAAGAGCUGCAGGCACAGGUAGAGGAAUUGGAAGCUGACCAACGAAACAGCGAAGAGGAAAAGAAGACUCUCAACCAGUUGCUUCGUCUUGCCAUACAACAAAAACUUACGCUUACUCAGGUGAGUGUCGGCUUAUAUGCCAAUACGAGGACUCUCAAUGCGUUUGUCAUAAUUUUGUUCCAUGAAAAAAAAAUUGAACAAACGAAAUCUUUAAGGGCGAUUGUGAGAAACAUGUUUCGAACAGCCACUUCUGUGUGCACUACCAGGGAACUAAAGGAAGAAUCGCGUGACUUGGCUCGGCAAAUAGCCAUCUCCAAUGGCUACGAAAUACUUAGAAGGAGAACGACGCGCCCACGCGAAACACUUGGCCAAAAAAAAGUCCCGUUUAUGUUGCCGUUUUUUAUAAGCGAUGAAGUAAGCGUAGCUAUAAAACGAUGCUUAAGAAGCGCAAGUCUAGAGGAAUCGGUAGCGAUAGUUGAAAUACCACCGGCUACUCUACGUCGCCAAUUAGUUCGCAACCGCCUGUAUGACCGUCUGUGUGAAACAACAAAUUGCGUAAUUUGCCCUUACGGCAGGGACGGGGNGCCAAAAAAAAAGUCCCGUUUAUGUUGCCGUUUUUUAUAA
Molecule: messenger RNA, 2343 nt
Organism: Angiostrongylus costaricensis
Lineage: Eukaryota; Metazoa; Nematoda; Chromadorea; Rhabditida; Metastrongylidae
Source: the annotation of a GenBank genome assembly